AGCCUCCCGCGUCCUCCGUCGACGUCAACCCUUCAACAAGCCAGAGACAGCCCGUCGAGAGUCCCCUAAAGGCUCUAACGCGUCUAGGGCCUCUAAAAUUCCCUAAAAUCCCGCCUCGUCGCCGGGCUUCCAAGUCUCACUUGCCACUCCACCGGCCCCAAACCAACCAGGCCAAGCGCCCUCCCACGAUCCCAGUCUUGUCUUGCUUGACUUGCUCGCUGCCGUCAUGAAUUCCGGCGUCCCCAGGAGAAAACCCAUCCCCUCCGCCGCCUCCCAAUCCCUCCAUCCCGACAACCCCUACGCGCACAGUCGCUCUGCCAACUCCUCCAACACCUACCAAUCCAGCCUCGAUCCGCCCCAGCAGCGCCCUCCGCCCUCACACAUGCAGGUCCACGCCUACACCUCCCGUCGCACGCCCUCGCAGGGCACUUUCUCUACCAUCGGCAGCAGCGGGAAUGGUCCCCUCCCCUACCGCCAGGCCUCGCAGGACCGCCGCACCUCGACCUCCUCCCGCUCCGGCCCCGUUGCCCAACCCCCAAGCUACGUCGCCCUGAUGCGGAAACAGAAGGCCACUGUCUGGUGCGACCGCGCGCAGCAGGAAGACCCGCGGUUGCUGGCGGCCCAGCGAGCCGCGAAGAUGCGAGCCACCAUGGAAGUCAUCGGCGGUGCCGGCACCGGGAGGACAUCCACGAGCGGCUCCGGCAACUUGUCAAGCGGCAACCGGGUCACGGCUAAGAUCCGACAUCACGGCAAGGCCGGUCUGGUCGGCUACAGCCCGGGAGAUCUCGUGGGGGGCAUCGGCGGCGUGCCGAUGCGGUUGAGCGCAAGCGAGGUCGAGGGGGGUGAUUCUGAUGACGAUGCUGACAGCGGGCGGGUGAACGGGCUGGGCCCCUACCACCAGCGCUCCCACAGCGGACGGAGCAGUAUCGGCAGCGGUGGCCGGCGAGGUCUCACCUACUCACGGCAGUCAGGCGCGAGUUCCACGGCCGGGCGGUGGAGUUCCGGCAACACGCCCCCCGACCCCUCGGCUGACGCGAGCGAGACCCCUGUGUCGGGCACCUCGAAGGACUACUUCCCCCCAGGGGGCAACCGGGACGGCACGCGCAGCGCAGGCAGCGGGAGCAGUGGUGAGCGCGCUGACAACGUGGGCGAGCUGGGAUCGGCCGACGCGGCCCGGCUGGCCAGUAACAGCCUCAUGAAAGCGACGAUCACGCGGGAGAAGAGCGUGCGGAAUCCGGAAGAGUUACGUCGGAGGGGUAGUGUGGAUGAUCGGACGAUGACGAUGAGCCAUGGACGCUUGUAUAUUGCGAAUCCGGAUGCAGAUAGUGAUUAGGAGAUGGUAUCAGGGUCGGCCAACAGAGGGCAGGCGGUACUAUCCGAAGGAGAGGACAUCCACGGGGAGACAAGAAAGAGAGAGAGAACACCAAGGACCAACACCAGGCAGGGUGUAUCCGCGAGACGGCUGCUGGUCCAUGCAUUUUACAUCAUAACGGCGUAUGGCGAACGCGGGCGCUCUGGUC
Molecule: messenger RNA, 1520 nt
Organism: Amorphotheca resinae ATCC 22711
Lineage: Eukaryota; Fungi; Ascomycota; Leotiomycetes; Helotiales; Amorphothecaceae
Exons: 1
Coding region: 227-1333 (368 amino acids)
Source: RefSeq, a predicted model, not a curated record